Molecule: messenger RNA, 537 nt
Organism: Talaromyces proteolyticus
Lineage: Eukaryota; Fungi; Ascomycota; Eurotiomycetes; Eurotiales; Trichocomaceae
Exons: 2
Coding region: 1-537 (178 amino acids)
Source: RefSeq, a predicted model, not a curated record
AUGAGCGAGCUCCCAGUGGAUUAUCGUGUUGCACAGGCAGUUGGCCUGGCGGGCUCUGCCUGGCUAGCUGGUAACAUUGCAUCAUACAGCCUAAGCGUUGUUCCAUCUCUCAGCCAACACCACAAAGAUGGUCAAUUGUCGACAUCACAAGCAACCAAACUAUGGGCAACAUUAUACAACCACGGGAAAACACAAAAUCCACCAAUCUCCGUUUUGACAGCAUCUGGGUAUCUCUAUCUCGCAUGGUCAGUGCGGUCAGGCUCGUCCUUGUACCAACUAGUCAGCCCGAAUGCGUCGGCUCUGUACUCUACAGCAGCGAUUAUCGUUAUGAGCAUUGUUCCAUUUACUUUAAUUGGAAUGAUUAGUACUAAUAAUGCUCUGCAUGAGAAAGCUAAUACUGCACCUGAUGCUAUGUCUGGCGAAAACCCCGCUGUGGAGGUGCAGGGAUUGUUACAGAGCUGGACCUCACUCAACGCAGUAAGGAGUUUACUGCCCCUGGCAGCUACUCUGGUCGGUAUUUUCGCUUCUGUCGGUUAA